Molecule: messenger RNA, 579 nt
Organism: Drosophila erecta
Lineage: Eukaryota; Metazoa; Arthropoda; Insecta; Diptera; Drosophilidae
Exons: 1
Coding region: 68-454 (128 amino acids)
Source: RefSeq, a predicted model, not a curated record
CAACCGCAAAGAGCUUUCAAAACAAGGUCUAAAUUCUUUUUCGAAUCAUUAAUCAAUCCACUUUCAAAUGAUUUCGAUUGCUCAGUGGCUGACUUCUUUUACGGCCGGAGCUUUGGCCACUGCACAGGCGAUUCGUUUUCUAAAGACUGUCAACGAGGAGGAGUCGCCCGCCAAAAUUUCAAACCAGCUGGAAACGGCGGCCAUCGAUGGACUGGCCACCGAGCAACCGAAGAUCCUGGGCUCCGAGCAGAUCAGCAAUGUCCUGCAGCACAUUUUGAGCGGCGAGCGCAACUCGAGCGGCGUCUACUUGGACGCCAUGCACAACCGUAGUGCCAACAAGCAGCAGUACGCCCUGGGCUCCGAGUCGCUCAACCAAAUGCUGGAGGACAUCAUGACCCCCGCUGGGAGUGUGAGCAGCAGGUCCUUGUCCGUGGAGCCGGCCGUCGAAGCUUAGCUUUUUGCAGCUGCCCCAAGCUGCAAGAAAUGCAAGUUCCUUUUCUAACCCAAAACUAAUACAAAGUAAACUUUGUUCUUUCUCCACUAAGAAGCAAAUGAGCUUGUAAGAUAUAGGCUAACAUA